CGCGUGACGCUCUUCCUGUGCGCCGCCUAACGUCUCUGUGGCGCUGGUUCCUCAGCCUCUGAGCCGUGAAGGUGACAGCCGGAGGUGACCGGCCUGGCCCCCGCAAUGCUGGUGGCACGACGGCUGCUUGGCGGGUCGCUCCCAGCGCGGCUCUCUGUGCGUUUCAGCAGCGAAACGACAGCACCCAAGAAAACCACAUUUGGCUCACUGAAGGAUGAAGACCGCAUCUUCACCAACUUGUAUGGCCGUCAUGACUGGAGGCUGAAAGGCGCCCAGAGUCGAGGUGACUGGUAUAAGACAAAGGAGAUCCUGCUGAAGGGGCCCGACUGGAUUCUGGGUGAGAUUAAGGCAUCAGGCUUGCGGGGCCGUGGAGGUGCUGGCUUCCCCACUGGGCUCAAGUGGAGCUUCAUGAAUAAGCCUUCAGAUGGCAGGCCCAAGUAUCUGGUAGUGAAUGCAGAUGAGGGGGAGCCAGGCACCUGUAAGGACCGGGAGAUCAUGCGCCACGAUCCUCACAAGCUGGUGGAAGGCUGUCUGGUGGGGGGCCGGGCCAUGGGCGCCCGUGCUGCCUAUAUCUACAUUCGUGGGGAAUUCUACAAUGAGGCGUCCAAUCUGCAGGUAGCCAUCCGAGAGGCCUAUGAGGCAGGCCUGAUUGGCAAGGAUGCCUGUGGCUCUGGCUACGAUUUUGAUGUGUUUGUGGUGCGUGGGGCUGGGGCCUACAUCUGUGGAGAGGAGACGGCCCUGAUUGAGUCCAUCGAGGGCAAGCAGGGCAAGCCACGCCUGAAGCCACCCUUCCCAGCAGAUGUAGGAGUGUUUGGCUGCCCCACAACCGUAGCCAAUGUGGAGACAGUGGCUGUGUCCCCCACCAUCUGUCGCCGCGGGGGUGCCUGGUUUGCCAGUUUUGGCCGAGAACGCAACUCGGGUACCAAACUAUUCAACAUCUCUGGCCACGUCAACCACCCUUGCACUGUGGAGGAGGAGAUGUCUGUUCCGCUGAAGGAGCUCAUAGAGAAGCACGCUGGGGGUGUCAUCGGUGGCUGGGACAACCUCCUUGCUGUGAUUCCUGGCGGCUCGUCCACCCCACUGAUCCCCAAGUCUGUAUGUGAGACGGUGCUGAUGGACUUCGACGCCCUGGUGCAGGCUCAGACAGGCCUGGGCACAGCGGCGGUGAUCGUCAUGGACCGCUCGACAGACAUCGUGAAAGCCAUUGCCCGCCUCAUUGAGUUCUACAAGCACGAGAGCUGCGGCCAGUGUACCCCGUGCCGCGAGGGUGUGGACUGGAUGAACAAGGUGAUGGCUCGCUUCGUGAGGGGGGACGCUCGGCCAGCUGAGAUCGAUUCCCUGUGGGAGAUCAGCAAGCAGAUAGAGGGCCACACCAUAUGUGCUCUGGGCGAUGGGGCCGCCUGGCCUGUACAGGGUCUCAUCCGCCACUUUCGUCCAGAGCUUGAGGAUCGGAUGCAGCGGUUUGCCCAGCAGCACCAGGCCCGACAGGCUGCUUCCUGAGCCCAAACCCCGGCCUGCUGCCUUGCAUUCCUGUCUGGAUACUGGACAAUAAAGCAAGUGCUACCCAUUCUC
Molecule: messenger RNA, 1572 nt
Organism: Urocitellus parryii (Arctic ground squirrel)
Lineage: Eukaryota; Metazoa; Chordata; Mammalia; Rodentia; Sciuridae
Gene: Ndufv1
Product: NADH:ubiquinone oxidoreductase core subunit V1
Biological process (GO): mitochondrial electron transport, NADH to ubiquinone
Cellular component (GO): respiratory chain complex I
Molecular function (GO): NADH dehydrogenase (ubiquinone) activity; NAD binding; 4 iron, 4 sulfur cluster binding
Source: RefSeq, a predicted model, not a curated record